AUGUCGGUCGCCGUGCAGACUCUCGUUCAGCCUGAUAUCCAAUACCAUCCGGACUACGAAAAGUAUACGGCACGGGCGGCGCACAGAAAGGCCACCGAGCAGCUGUCCAAGACCCUACCGGAUGGAUUUCCCCAGAAAUUAGAGUCGCCCUUGGUGUGGGAGGGAAAGGACGUCGAGAAGCGGGAUGACUGGAUCUACAAGUUGAAUGAUGCGCAGAGGGAGGAAAUUGACGCUGCACUGAAGAGCUUCCAGGCCCAGAAUUUGAGCCUGGGCAAUAUUAACCAGGACACCUUCCCUUUGCCCAACCUUCGUCCAACCCUGCGAUCGCUCUCGAAUGAAAUCCAUAAUGGCCGCGGAUUCUUCGUCCUCCGCGGACUCGAUAUCGAUCGCUACACUCGGGAGGAGAAUAUCAUCAUCUAUGCAGGUGUAUCAUCGCACAUCGGCAAUAUCCGCGGCCGCCAGGAGGACAGACGGUUUACGUCGAAUGGUGGCUCGGUGGUCCUGUCGCAUAUCAAGGAUUUGACGCGCACGAGUGAAGCGAAUUCGAUCGGCGCCCCGUCCAACACGGCAGAUAAACAAGUGUUCCACACGGAUUCGGGCGACAUCAUUUCCCUCCUUUGUCUCCAUCCCGCCGCCGAGGGAGGUGAAAGCCAGAUUUCCAGCAGUUGGUUGGUGUAUAACAUCCUGGCCAAGGAGAGGCCGGAUUUGAUCCGUACGUUGUCGGAGCCAUGGCCGCUCGAUGGAUUCAAUGACCCCGUAAAGCCCUAUACUACUCGUCCCCUUCUCUACCACCAAAAUGCAACCGAUACCACCCCCGAACGCGUUCUGAUCCAAUACGCCCGUCGUUAUUUCACCGGAUUCCUCGCCCAGCCGCGGUCGACCGACAUUCCCCCGAUUUCUGAGGCACAGGCCGAGGCGCUGGACGCGCUUCAUUUCCUAGCCGAGGAGCACAGCGCCGCACUGGAUUUCCAAAAGGGCGACGUCCAGUACAUUAACAACCUCAGUAUUUUCCAUGCGCGGAAGGGAUUCCGGGAUGAGCCUGACAAUGAACGCCAUCUUUUGCGACUUUGGCUGCGCGAUCCCGAGAAUGCGUGGGCGACGCCGGAGCCUCUGCGUGAACGCUGGGAGAACGUAUAUGGGGACGUGAAGGUGGAGGAACAGAUUUUCCCCUUGGAGCCGAAAUUGCGAAAGACCGUGGGGAGUCCUCGUUCAAGCUCCGGCGAAACCGUCUGUUCUACAGAUGUCGAUGUCGAAUGCAAAGAUGCCCUUCCGACACAGGAAAUCGAAUAUCUUUAUCUCGAGCUCGAAACGCCGCUGCCGACGCCGCGGAUCACAUUGCCGCCCGGCCCCAACCAGUCCCCCGCGCCAGAAUGUCCCGACAUGAAGCAAUACAUUUCCCCGUUCCUCUGGCCCAAAUGGCGAAAAUCGAUGAUGACAUGGAUUUCUUGCGGUGUCACGGCCUUGGCCGGUUAUUCAGCGGGGGAAGGUAAUCCGGCCUCGACGGAGCUCACAGCGGAAUGGGGGAUCAGUGGUGUGGUAUACAACCUGAGUAUCACCAUCUUUUGUAUAGGGUUUGCCUUGGCGCCUAUGGUUUUGGCUCCGUUUUCGGAGCUCAAUGGGAGACGGCCAAUCUUUGUUGUUAGUGGUGUCGUUUUCACAGCGUGUAUUAUCGCUUGUGGUGGAACACAUUUAUUUGCUGGACUGCUUGUAGCGAGAUUCUUCCAAGGUGUUGGCGCAUCGACAUUCUCAACCAUGGUCGGUGGUGUCAUCAGUGAUAUCUACCAUGCGGAUGAUCGCAACACUCCCAUGGCUCUCUUCUCGGGCGCUGCCCUAUUCGGUACCGGCCUCGCGCCACUCUUGUCGAGCGUGAUUGUCUAUCACACCACAUGGCGCUGGAUCUACUACUCGCAUGCGAUCGUGUCGGCUGUCUUCGUUGUCAUCAUCUUCUUUUUCUUCAAAGAAACCCGUGGCAGCGUCAUUCUUAGUCGCAAAGCACACGCACUGAACAAAUACUAUGAAGCGCUUGAAGAUGCAGGCCAUUUCGGUGUAAUCAUGCCGGACGAGUCUGGAGAGAAACAGUGCACAAGACGGAUUCGUUGGAAGGUCAAGAGCGACGAGCAACGGGCCUCCCUCGGACAAAUGAUCAGCAUCUCCCUCUAUCGGCCUUUUCAUAUGCUUUUCACCGAGCCGGUCGUUUUCUUCUUCUCCCUUUGGGCAGCCUUCAGCUGGGCUGUGCUGUAUCUCCAGUUCGGCUCCGUCCCGUUAAUUUUCCAGACGAACCAUGGUUUCAACGUUGAGCAAUCGGGAGCCGUGUUCACAUCGAUGUGCGUCGCCGUGAUCAUUGCUACCCUCAUCAGCAUCUACCAGGAACGAGUCGUCAGCCGAUUCGUGAAGCUUCCCAACACCCCAGAGAAACGUCUCUACUUUGCCUGUGUGCAGGCAGUGCUCAUGCCCGCAGGCCUGUUCUGGUUCGGAUGGUCCUCCUAUCCGUCUGUGCAUUGGAUCGCUCCGGCUAUGGCGGUCGGGUGUGCUACCAUGGGCAUUUUGUCGAUUUAUUUGGCGGUCUUUAACUAUCUGGCUGAUACAUAUCAUCGGUUUGCCAGCUCAGCGAUUGCCGCGCAGUCUUGCUGCCGGAAUCUCUUGGGCGGUGUUUUUCCUCUUGUGACUCAUGCUUUAUUCACAAACCUGGGUUACCCCGCUGCUUCUAGCUUGCUGGGUGGAAUUGGAGCCGCCCUGACACUUGUACCAUGGGUCCUGUCCUUCUAUGGGCCCAAGAUCCGAGCGAAGAGCAAGCUUGCCAGCGAACUUGCGCAUUGA
This is a messenger RNA of Aspergillus bombycis, 2817 nucleotides long. RefSeq names its product MFS multidrug transporter. Gene Ontology annotation, molecular function: oxidoreductase activity; transmembrane transporter activity. Bases 1 to 2817 code for a protein of 938 amino acids. The record is from RefSeq and is a predicted model, not a curated record. The transcript is spliced from 12 exons. Lineage: Eukaryota; Fungi; Ascomycota; Eurotiomycetes; Eurotiales; Aspergillaceae. Gene Ontology annotation, biological process: transmembrane transport.